Nothoprocta perdicaria is the source of this 830-nucleotide messenger RNA. It is a transcript of the gene CINP, whose product is annotated as cyclin dependent kinase 2 interacting protein. Lineage: Eukaryota; Metazoa; Chordata; Aves; Tinamiformes; Tinamidae. Bases 1 to 726 code for a protein of 241 amino acids. The record is from RefSeq and is a predicted model, not a curated record. The transcript has 5 exons.
AUGGAGCGGGGGGACAGGGAGGCCUCGGCGGUCCUAGGCUCAGAAACGAGGGGAGCCGCAGGGAUUCCUCSGGAAUCCGGGGAUUCCAGGGAAGCCGCAAAGAGUCCUGCUGAUGGUACWCCAAGAAGACCCGUCUUAUCAGUCAGUGCGAGGAAGAUUAAAGAUAAUGCGGCGGACUGGCACAAUUUGAUCAUGAAGUGGGAGAGACUGAACGAUGAUGGAUUUACUACAGCAAACAAAAUCGUCAACAUGAAGAUCAGUGAGCAAUUUCAAGAAAAUAAAUUGGAGAUAGCCUGUGAUAACAGUACCUCAGAGCUUGAAAAGCCACCUGCAAAAUACAACGAAGAGCUGGAUAGUUGCUGUGCAGAAUUACUUCAGACCUUUAAGAAUAUGACAAAAAUACAACUCAAAAUGGAAAAGCUGUGUUCAACUACUAAAGGAAUCUGUGACUUGGAAGCAUUCCACCACAGAGCUGGGAAAUGUGCAGCACCCUUGUUUCACACGUGGCCCACCCCGUACUUCUAUGAGGUCUCUCUGAAGCUCUCUGAAAUGUACAAGGAGGAGCUACAACUCAAGCAAAUAAUUGUACAAGAUAUUGCUCAUUCUGCUGACCAGGACCUGUUGAUGGUCUAUUUAUCAUCGUGGUUAUACCAGCCUUACAUUGAGAACAGCAGCAAACUGCUCCUAGAAGCCAUGCUGCUGGAAACGGGACAUAGGCAGUGCUAGGACUGCAAACGGUGCUCGGCUGUUUCUGAAGACAYGGCAAGUUUGCAAGGCUCACCAAGUAUGCUGCAUUUUUGUAAAAAAUAUUAAAAAUACUUUUCUCCAUU